AUCCGAGGUAAGAGGGAGAAAAAGCUAAAUUCAUCUUUUUCCAGCCUGUUCUAAGCCGAGGAUGCGGUGUGUGCUAGUGUGAAGCGGCAUUUUAGACCGGUCGAACAAGACGUAAAUAAUCUGAGCGAGAGGGAGCCGCUGGACCGCCUCUGUGACACACAAGCAGAAGGUACACAAUAAACUAUAAAAAUAGCGUGGAAAACACGAAUAGAUGUAGAGUUGUCAUAACGAGCAACUGGCUAGGGUACAGUGGUCCUCGGAAGGACUGCUUGCGCGUGUGAGAAAGAAGAGAGAGAGAGAGAGAGAGAGAGGGAGAGAGAGAGAGAGAGAGAGAGAGAGAGAGAGAGAGAGAGAGAGUAAAAAAGCACAGCAUCUUUUCCGAAGCAAAGCAGCCGAGUAACCACGAAAAAAGCCAUCGUUAAUAACGGAACUGGAAGCCAGGCGAACAUCAUGAUUCCGUCCUCGACAAAUUCACCGAGCAAGGGAGCCAGCGACUCUGCAAGCGACGAAACAAGGCGAUGAUGGAUUUACUGAAAGCUACAAAAUGAUUUAAAUGACGAACACCAUCGUACGAUAAGAAGAGGAGACAGACUCCUACGUUAUUCGAACGGAAAAGAACAUAAAAGCGCUGGAAAGAAGGGGCUGAUCGUUGAAAAUGCGCGUAUUUGCCCUUUUUUUAAAAAUAAACGAAUUAAUUUAUUUAUUGCACUAUCAGUGAGACGGUGGAUUCGCUGUGGAUUACGUGUCAAUGUGAAAAAAAAAACAGACAAAACGCGAUUCCAUGUAUUGACUUCGUCCUUACUGCGCUAUUUGCAGCGUUGUGUUAUUUCUUUGAGCUGUCGUUGUUAUAUCCUGAUAAAAUGUGGUAAUCUAACUGUUAGUCGCAAAGACGGGUGUUGUCGGACAUAGGGGUAAAGAGUAUAAAAUCAAGCGGAGACGGAAAAUGAAUUGAUGCGAAUGCAGAAAGCGCGUCAUUGUUGAAAUAUUUUAAUAAGAAGGGAUGGUGUUACAAAAAAAUCAGAAGUCCUAAACGGAGGAAGACGAGAGAAAGCAAAGGAUUUCUGUAAGAAAAAAAAAAAUCCACCGGAUUCCUGCAACCCCCCGUGGCAACCUGGGAAUUAUCGGGUGCGGGGGCUGUCUGGCACGGGGCGGAACUUGAACCUCCGACCGCAGCGUCUGACCGAAUGAGCCCCGCGCGGGAGGAUGGAACGUAACAGACCAACGCGUGGCACGGUUCCUCUCCGCUCCUCCGUCCCCCUGCGCCAGCUCUGAGAAACUCAGCCCAGAUCUCCCCCCCCUCCCCGUCUCCCCGCACCCCCCGUCACUCCGCUCCGUUUGAGGGAGUCUCUGUAAACUCACACACAGCGCUGUGUCCUCCACUCACUCUCCUCCCUCCCCGGACUCUCUCUCCGCUCGGAGUCGGGUGAAAGCGGAGAGGCAGACAUGCACCUCGUCCCGCUGCAGGAGGGCGAGGGGGGCGCGGGAGGCCCCCGCCCCCGGCCCCGCCCCCGCCGUGCCUCGGACACUUGCCUGCUGUGGCUGCUGGGCCUGGCGCUGAGGCUGGCUCUGACGUCGUGUCAGAAGGCGGACGGCACCGCCAAGCACCCCAUGGUCACCACCAACUACGGCAAGCUGCGCGGGGUCCGCAAGGACCUCAACAACGAGAUCCUGGGCCCAGUGGAGCAGUACCUGGGCGUGCCCUACGCCACCCCGCCCAUCGGCGACCGGCGCUUCCAGCCGCCCGAGGCGCCGGGGUCCUGGCAGGAUGUCCGAAACGCCACACAGUUCGCCCCCGUCUGCCCUCAGAACAUCCACGGCGUGCUGCCCGAGAUCAUGCUGCCUGUCUGGUUCACAGACAACCUGGACGUGGUAGCGGGCUACAUCCAGAACCAGAGCGAGGACUGCCUGUAUCUCAACGUGUACGUCCCCACGGAGGAUGGUCCGCUCACAAAAAAACACGAUGAAUCUUCGAUGAACAGGCCGAGAGACGAAGAUAUCCGUGACCGCAGGAAGAAGCCGGUGAUGCUGUUCAUUCACGGAGGCUCCUAUAUGGAGGGUACAGGGAACAUGUUCGACGCCAGCGUCCUGGCCGCCUACGGCAACGUCAUCGUGGUCACCAUGAACUACCGUCUGGGCGUGCUCGGGUUCCUGAGCACCGGGGACCAGUCGGCUAAGGGGAACUACGGCCUGCUGGACCAGAUCCAGGCCCUGCGCUGGCUCAACGAGAACAUCGGCCAUUUCGGGGGCGACCCGGAGAGGAUCACCAUUUUCGGCUCCGGCGCCGGGGCGUCCUGCGUCAACCUCCUCAUCCUUUCCCACCACUCCGAGGGUCUGUUCCACAGGGCCAUCGCCCAGAGCGGCUCCGCCAUAUCCAGCUGGUCGGUGAACUACCAGCCGCUGAAGUACACCAAGGUGCUGGCGCGAAAGGUGGGCUGCAGCUUCGGGGAGACUGUCGACCUGGUGGAGUGUCUCCGCCGCAAGAACUUCCGCGAGCUGGUGGACCAGGACAUCCAGCCGGCGCGCUACCACAUCGCCUUCGGCCCGGUGGUGGAUGGGGACGUGGUUCCGGACGACCCGGAGAUACUCAUGCAGCAGGGGGAGUUCCUGAACUACGACAUCCUGAUUGGAGUGAAUCAGGGGGAGGGGCUGAAGUUUGUGGACGACGGCGGCUCCGAGAGCGAGGAGGGAAUCUCGGCCGCUGCGUUCGACUACACCAUCUCCAACUUUGUGGACAACCUCUACGGCUAUCCGGAAGGUAAGGACAUCCUAAGGGAAACGAUAAAGUUCAUGUACACAGACUGGGCCGACCGUGACAACGGCGAGAUGCGGCGAAAGACCCUGUUGGCGCUGUUCACAGACCACCAGUGGGUGGCGCCGGCAGUGGCCACGGCCAAGCUGCACGCCGAGUUCCAGUCGCCCGUCUACUUCUACACCUUCUACCACCACUGCCAGACGGAGACGCGGCCGGAGUGGGCGGACGCGGCGCAUGGGGACGAGAUCCCCUACGUUUUCGGCAUCCCCAUGGUGGGCGCCACCGACCUCUUCCCCUGCAACUUCUCCAAGAAUGAUGUCAUGCUCAGCGCCGUCGUCAUGACCUACUGGACCAACUUCGCCAAGACCGGAGAUCCCAACCUGCCGGUGCCCCAGGACACCAAGUUCAUCCACACCAAGCCCAACCGCUUUGAGGAGGUAAUCUGGACCAAAUUCAACUCCAAGGACAAGCAGUACCUGCACAUCGGCCUGAAGCCCCGCGUUCGCGACAACUACCGCGCCAACAAGGUGGCAUUCUGGCUGGAGCUGGUGCCUCACCUGCACAGCCUCCAUGAGGAGUACAUCAGCUCCACCACCACGCGGCUGCCCCCCGGCACCCCGCGGCCCCCCCGGCCCCGCACCACCCGCCACCCCGUCCCCACCUUCCCCCCGGACCCCGACCCCGAGGGCUCAGAGCGGCCGCGCUUUCCGCCGUUCCCGGGAGACACGCGGGACUACUCGACGGAGCUGAGCGUGACGGUGGCGGUGGGCGCCUCCCUCCUCUUCCUCAACAUCCUGGCCUUCGCCGCACUCUACUACAAGCGGGACAAGCGGCACGAGCUGCGGCGGCGGCUGUCUCCCCAGCGAAGCCCCGCCAACGACCUGGCGCACAGCCAGGAGGAGGAGCUGAUGUCACUGCAGAUGAAGCACUCGGAGCACGACGCCCACCACGACAUGGAGCCGCUGCGCCCCCACGAGAUCCUGCGGCCCGCCUGCCCGCCCGACUACACGCUGGCCCUGCGCCGCGCCCCCGACGACGUGCCGCUCAUGACCCCCAACACAAUCACCAUGAUUCCCAGCACCAUCACCGGCAUGCAGCCCCUCCACGCCUUCAACACCUACCCUGCCCCCGCCCCCGGCCACAACAACACCCUGCCCCACCCCCACUCCACCACCCGCGUAUAGUGGAGCCCCUACCGGGAGGACCUGCUCUCUUCGGGACUCCAGGCCCCCCUUCCCCCUCGACCCUGCGUCCCCCUCAGCUGUCGGUCCCCACCACCAACAGUGCCCCCUGCUGGUGCCCAGCGGAGACACGUGACAGAACAGAUGAUUUUUUUUUUCUGAAAACCCAUGACGGGUCGUCUUCUCCGCUCCCUGCCCCCCCAACACCGCAGCCCCCAC
Messenger RNA from Megalops cyprinoides (Indo-Pacific tarpon), 4152 nucleotides. It is a transcript of the gene nlgn2a, whose product is annotated as neuroligin 2a. The transcript has 9 exons. Gene Ontology annotation, molecular function: neurexin family protein binding; signaling receptor activity. Gene Ontology annotation, biological process: presynaptic membrane assembly; postsynaptic membrane assembly; modulation of chemical synaptic transmission. Gene Ontology annotation, cellular component: postsynaptic specialization membrane; cell surface; synapse. Lineage: Eukaryota; Metazoa; Chordata; Actinopteri; Elopiformes; Megalopidae. The record is from RefSeq and is a predicted model, not a curated record. The coding region runs from base 1444 to 3936 and encodes 830 amino acids.